AUGGCAGCCGACCUCAAGCGAGAGGAGACUGCACGAGACUCCAUUCACGAUUUGAAGCACGAUGGAGCUGCCGCCGAAGCCAUCGAGGCGAUUCGUGCCGAGCACGAGCUCACUUUCACUGAGGCGUUGAGAUUGUAUCCCAAGGCAAUUGCGUGGUCGGGUUUCGUAUCCAUCGGCGUCAUCAUGCUGGCUUUUGAUCCUCAGCUCAUCGGAAACCUCUACUCAACGCCUCAAUUCGCUCGCGACUUUGGACACUUGUACAAAGGAGAUUGGGUAAUUCAAGCUUCUUGGCAGACUGCUCUCUCCAUGGGCAACCCCGUCGGCCAGGUUGUUGGUGCCAUUUUUGCUGCCUAUCCCAUGGACUACUUUGGGCGAAAGCUCACCUUUGCAGCCUGCGUUAUUCUCACUGCUGGCAUUGUCUUUAUCCAAUUCUUUUCCAAAACUCUCAGUGUUCUUCUCGCUGGAGAGCUUUUGGCUGGCCUUGUGUUGGGCAUGUUUGUCGUCAUUGCCCCGGCUUAUGCCUCUGAAGUCUGUCCCACCGCACUUCGCGGCCACCUCACGUCCUUUGUCAACCUUUGUUUUGUCAUUGGCCAGCUUCUCGGAAACGGCGUCACCGCUGGUACUUCCAAGCUGAACAACCAUUGGGCCUACAAAAUCCCUUUUCUCCUCCAGUGGUUUUGGAUUCUCGUCAUUCUUCCUGGCGUUGCAUUCAUCCCUGAAAGCCCUUGGUGGCUCGUCCGCAAGAACCGCCUAGAGGAUGCUACAAAGUCUCUGACAAGGCUGGCAUCUCCCAAGGUCAAUGUCCAGGCAACCCUGGCCUUCAUCGUCGAAACAGAUCGGCUGGAGCAAGAGCUUGAGGCCGGCAGCACAUAUGUGGACAUCUUCAAGGGCGACAACUGGCGCCGUACUGAAAUCUCAAUGGGUGUUUACUGCACGCAAGUCCUCAGCGGCAUCUACCUCAUCAACUAUGGCACCUUUUUCUUCCAGCAGGCUGGCUUGGCCACUGACAAAGCUUUUGAUAUGUCCGUUGGGUUCUUGGCUGUUGGAUUCGUUGGAACUCUCGUCUCUUGGGUUCUUUUGAUCAAAUUCGGCCGACGAACACUUUUCGUCACGGGUUUGGCAUGGCUCGUCAUUCUCCAGUUCAUCAUUGGUAUUCUUGAUUGCAUUCCUGGCCGGCCCUCUGGUGCUAUUUGGGCAGAAUCUUCACUCAUGCUCAUCUGGAACUUUUUCUACGACAUCUCCAUUGGCCCUGUCUGUUUCGUCUUGCUUGGAGAAUGUUCAGCCACCCGUGUCCGUUCAAAAACCAUCGCUGCCGCUACUGCCGCUCAAGGAGUCUUGGGCAUCGUCAUGACUGUGGCUAUCCCAUACAUGAUCAACCCGGAACAAGCCAAUCUGCAGGGCAAGCUGGGCUUCUUCUUUGGCGGCCUUGCACUUCUUUGCCUCGUCUGGUCAUACUUUCGCGUGCCUGAGACUAUGGGCCGCACCUAUGAAGAGCUGGACCUCCUCUUUGACAGGAAAGUUCCUGCACGCCAGUUCAAGGGCUACAAGUUGGAGGGCGCUGUGUCAACGGGCGCUGCAUAA
This is a messenger RNA of Trichoderma atroviride IMI 206040, 1581 nucleotides long. RefSeq lists its product as uncharacterized. Gene Ontology annotation, cellular component: membrane. Gene Ontology annotation, molecular function: carbohydrate:proton symporter activity. Gene Ontology annotation, biological process: transmembrane transport; carbohydrate transport. The record is from RefSeq and is a predicted model, not a curated record. Lineage: Eukaryota; Fungi; Ascomycota; Sordariomycetes; Hypocreales; Hypocreaceae.